This is a messenger RNA of Knipowitschia caucasica, 282 nucleotides long. NCBI's taxonomy places the organism in Eukaryota, Metazoa, Chordata, Actinopteri, Gobiiformes, Gobiidae. The record is from the annotation of a GenBank genome assembly.
AUGCAGCGUGACGUCAGACCGACCUCAUGCAGCGGGACGUCAGACCGACGUCAUGCAGCGGGACGUCAGUCUGACCUCAUGCAGCGUGACGUCAGACUGACCUCAUGCAGCGGGACGUCAGACCGACCUCAUGCAGCGGGACGUCAGAGUGACCUCAUGCAGCGUGACGUCAGACCGACCUCAUGCAGCGUGACGUCAGACCGACCUCAUGCAGCUGGACGUCAGACCGACGUCAUGCAGCGGGACGUCAGACUGACCUCAUGCAGCGUGACGUCAGACUGA